Messenger RNA from Aquila chrysaetos chrysaetos, 1692 nucleotides. RefSeq names its product inactive serine/threonine-protein kinase PLK5-like. The transcript has 8 exons. Lineage: Eukaryota; Metazoa; Chordata; Aves; Accipitriformes; Accipitridae. Gene Ontology annotation, cellular component: centrosome; nucleus; cytoplasm. Bases 70 to 1233 code for a protein of 387 amino acids. Gene Ontology annotation, molecular function: ATP binding; protein serine/threonine kinase activity. The record is from RefSeq and is a predicted model, not a curated record. Gene Ontology annotation, biological process: regulation of cytokinesis; protein phosphorylation; mitotic cell cycle.
GCACCCAGGGCCCCCCCCCCCGCCCCGGGCACCCCCAACCCGGAGCUGAAGGAGUUACGGUGCUGGGGUAUGGGUGUCCCUUGGGGUGUCCCCACCGCAGGGCACAGCAGAGCGGGCAGGAUGGUGGCCCGGGGGUGCGCAGGGGACGAGCUCCCCGGAUGGUUCAUCGAGGACGCGGGCAGCGGGAUGCUCUACAAGCGGGGACGGCUCCUGGGAGAGGGCACCUUCGGGCGCUGCUACCAGCUGACGGAGGUGGGCAGCGGCAGGGUCUACGCUGCAAAGGUCAUCCCACGAGUCCGGCUCGCCACGGUGGGCAUCGGGGAGAGGGUGGAGCGGGAGCAGGAGCUGCACGGCCGCCUGCGCCACCGGCACAUCGUCCGCCUCCACGGGCACUUCGCCGACAGCAGCCACGUUUACCUGCUGCUGGAGUACUGCAGCCGGCGGUCCCUCGCCGACAUCCUGCGGGCCCGGGGGAGGCUGACGGAGCCGGAGGUGCGGUACUACCUGCGGCAGAUCAUCUCGGGGCUGCGAUACCUCCACGGACAGGGCAUCAUCCACCGGGACCUCAAGCUGAGCAACUUCUUGGUGACUGAGAAGAUGCAGGUGAAGAUCGGGGACCUGGGGCUGGCACGGCGGGAGGCACCGGCUGGCCGGCGCUGGGGGGCGCUCUGCGGAACGCCCGGCUACCUGGCCCCGGAGGUGUUGGACCGCAAGGGACACGGGGUGCCCUCGGACGUCUGGGCCCUGGGCUGCGCCGUGUACACGGCGCUGACAGGCAGCCCCCCGUUCGAGGCGGCUCACCGGCAGGAGCUGUACCGGCGCAUCCGGGCGGCUCGGUACCCGCUGCCCCCCCACCUCUCGCCCCGCGCCCGGGCCCUCAUCGCCGGCUUGCUGGCCCCCGAGCCCGCGGCACGGCCCAGCCUGCGCGACGUGCUGAACCAUGGAUUCUUCACCCAGGGCUUCACGCCGGACAGGCUGCCGCCCCACGCCUGCCGCUCGGUGCCCGUCUUCAUGGGACAGGACCCACUGUGCAGACUGCUGCGGGGGGCUGCCACGGCGCUGGUGAGGGGGUGGCCGUGCCGGGAGCGCCGGGACCCACCACCCUGCCAUCCCGGAGGACAGCCGUCUUCCCCCUGCAAAGGAGAAGCUUCCUCGGCAGGACCUGAGCCAUGCAAACAUCCGCUUAGGAAAACCUUUAUUAGCACUAGGAACCGUCUAAAAUCCAGUCAUUGAAACAAGCAGGAUGGGACGUGACCAUUACGAACGGCACACACACACCAGUUCGCCCUUAGAAAAGGUUAACAGAAAAAACCAAAACCCAACCAAACCCCAAAGGGACCUCUCUUCCCCACCAGCCUGGGACGGGAUGGGGACGAGGAGCUGGGGGGGGAGAAGGUGCAGCUCCAAGGAGCCCGGUUCCCGGCAUUGCUCCUGGGGAUCACCCAUGCAUAGGGAACGGCAGCGCUUGGAGAGGCAUCAGGUCCCCCCACUCUGCCUGGCCACAGCCUCCGGCAGCACCUCUCACCACACUGCCAGCAGCAGGGGUUACUGGAGGGAGGAACAGAGUUAUUUGUGGCCUGGGAAGGAGGGAGGAAAGUGCGCGGUUUCCCUGUUGAGCUUCAGUUCUCUCCCUCGAGAGGAGAGGUCUGAAAGAAAAUGCUGAAAGCUCAGUAAAACAUGACACUUAAAACA